GAAAAGGCUGGCUGCUGCAUGUCGCCCUGAAAGUCCCAGGAGCUCUGCUGAAAGGAAAAGAUUAAUAAAACUUGCAACAGAAAACUGCAAAGACGAAACUGUCCUGCAGUGGCUGAGAGAAAAUUCAGAGUCUGGCACCUUCAGAAAACUCUCAGACAUGUUUGAUUUUCUGAAAAGUAAAAUUGAUGAGGAAGAGAAGAAGAACCAUGAUGACACUGUUGACAUAAUCUUUGUGGCACAUGGAGCAAUCAGAGACUCCAUGAUCCCAGCCAAGUGUUUGCUGCCUCUGCCCACCAUCACUGACCUGGUCCUGUACUCUCCCUGGAACUGUGGUACCACUGGUGUUGUAACCUAUGGCAUUGCAACAGGAAAAAUGAGGCCACAGCACAGAGUUUUUUACCGUUCACUACCGUUGUUUUUCCACGGUGUAAUUCCUCUUGACAAAUAUCAACCCCUGAACCUGCCAAACUACUGGAACUCACUGAAGAAAGCCGGAGGACGCAUGAUCCCAAAUAUCAUUGUGAGCCCUCUGAAGGAAGAUGAUGGUACGUGGAAAACAUUUAAGUCUCUCUCAUCAAAAUAUGGUCCACCAGGACGAAACCGAAUCGUCAUCCCGUUCAUCGUCCCAGGGGAGAGAGAAAGUGUCCUGUUCUCUGUCGUCUGCUUGGCUCUGUCCCUGGUGCUCCUCUCUUCCAGGUUUAAAGCCACCGUGCACCUUGAUACCUGUCUGAGUGAUAAGUCUACAGGACAGAAAUCUGACAGGAAGUAUCUGCAGGAGCAGUACUGCUGCACUGAAGACAACACUGUGAUGACCUGCUCACCAGAUGCAUUCGAUGUGAACUGGUUGGAUCGUUUUAAGAAUCUGUUGAGUUAAAUACACUCAAUCGACAUCUUAUCAUCUUUUCUGUGUUAAAUGUUUUAAAACUGUUUCAGAAACAUUUAACCACAAAAACAGUUUUAUUGUUUCUCUGAAAAAAGAAACCCACACAGGACUCAUGUUAGAACAUAUGUUUGAGUUUAAUUACAAUCACAGAUGCUUCCAGUAGUUCAAAGUAGCCUUCAGUCUAUCAGCCAGUUUUUUUCUUCUUUAAUGAAGCCUACAUGAAUCUGAAUCAGAAUACUUUAUUGAUCCCUAGGGGAAUUUAUUUAAUUAUUAUAUGAAUCAGUCUCCAGAUUUUUGUGCACUUUAAGCUGUUUGUGUUGUUGCUGCUUUUCCUCAGAGCUCAGGCUGGACUUCAGUGUACAG
Molecule: messenger RNA, 1246 nt
Organism: Haplochromis burtoni (Burton's mouthbrooder)
Lineage: Eukaryota; Metazoa; Chordata; Actinopteri; Cichliformes; Cichlidae
Source: RefSeq, a predicted model, not a curated record